Molecule: messenger RNA, 4356 nt
Organism: Dovyalis caffra
Lineage: Eukaryota; Viridiplantae; Streptophyta; Magnoliopsida; Malpighiales; Salicaceae
Source: the annotation of a GenBank genome assembly
AUGGCUCAGCUGGCUGGCCCUGAUGAGAUAGAGUCAUUUCGGAUUGAGUUAGCAGAGAUUGGAAGAAGCAUAAGAACCUCAUUCAGGAAUCACGUGUCAAGUUUGCGUAGCGUCUCAACUGAGAAUUCUGAACACGGUACGGAUGCUGAUAACGAAGAGGUGUCACAAUGGGCUGCUGUUGAGAGAUUACCAACCUUUGAACGGAUUACCACUGCUUUGUUUGAGGAGCAAGAUGGCACUUCUGGAAAUAGAGGUGUUAAAGGGAAGAGAAUCAUCAAUGUUGCCAAAAUUGGAGCUCAAGAGCGACAUAUGUUCAUUGAGAAGCUCAUCAAACACAUUGAAAAUGAUAACCUCCGAUUGUUGCAGAAACUUAGGAAAAGAAUUGACAAAGUUGGUGUGCAGUUGCCCACUGUAGAAGUGAGAUACAGAAACCUGUGUGUUGAAGCAGAAUGCGAGAUAGUUCAGGGAAAGCCUCUCCCCACUCUUUGGAACACUGUUAAGAGUAUUCUCUCUGGGAUUGCCAAUCUGUCACAUUCAGAACAAAGAAGCAAGAUAAGCAUCAUAAAAGAUGUCAGCGGCGUUAUUAACCCCGGAAGGAUGACUUUAUUGCUUGGCCCUCCAGGAUGUGGAAAAACUACUUUGUUGUUGGCUCUCUCUGGGAAACUAAACCAUUCUCUCAAGGUUGCAGGGGAAAUAUCUUACAAUGGUCACAGAUUGGAAGAGUUUGUUCCUCAGAAAUCUUCAGCAUAUGUAAGCCAAUAUGAUCUGCAUAUUCCAGAGAUGACAGUAAGAGAAACAAUUGAUUUUUCAGCACGUUGUCAGGGAAUAGGAAGCCGAGCUGAGGUCAUGAUGGAAGUCAGUAGAAGGGAGAAGCAGGCAGGAAUACUUCCAGAUUCUAAUGUGGAUGCUUACAUGAAGGCAAUAUCAGUUGAGGGAUUGAAAAGUAACCUUCAGACAGAUUACAUGCUGAAGAUUCUAGGACUUGAUAUUUGUGCCGACACAAUGGUCGGGGAUGCCAUGAGAAGAGGUAUCUCAGGUGGUCAGAAGAAACGUUUGACUACAGGGGAGAUGAUUGUGGGUCCAACGAGAGCACUAUUCAUGGAUGAAAUAUCAAAUGGCUUAGACAGCUCAACCACUUUCCAAAUUGUUUCUUGUCUACAACAUUUGUCUCAUAUUAUGGAUGCCACAGUUUUGAUUUCACUACUUCAGCCAGCUCCAGAGACCUUCGAUCUCUUUGAUGACAUCAUACUGAUGGCAGAAGGGAAGAUUGUGUAUCAUGGCCCACGUUCUAGUAUUUGCAAAUUCUUUGAGGACUGUGGGUUUAGAUGCCAUGAAAGAAAAGGUGUUGCAGACUUCCUUCAAGAGGUUAUUUCUAGAAAAGAUCAAGGCCAAUAUUGGUACCUUACCCAACAACCAUACAGUUAUGUUUCAGUUGACGAGUUUGUUACAAAAUUCAAAGAAAGUCAGCUUGGCAAGAAUCUAGAUGAAGAGAUCUCGAAGCCAUUUGAUAAGUCUAAAAGCCACAAGAGUGCUUUAUCCUUUACAAAAUACUCAUUAACAAAAUGGGAAAUGCUUAAAGCUUGCUGUGUGAGAGAAUUUCUUUUAAUGAAGAGGAAUUCUUUUAUUUAUGUAUUCAAAUCUGUACAGCUAUUGAUCAUUGCUUCAGUAACAAUGACUGUCUUACUGCGCACAAGAAUGGGUGUUGAUGCGAUCCAUGCAAGCUAUUAUAUGGGUGGUUUGUUCUAUGCACUGCUUAUCUUACUUGUCGAUGGAUUUCCAGAGCUGCAGAUGACUGUCUCUCGGCUUGCUGUUUUUUAUAAACAUAGAGAGUUAUGUUUUUAUCCUGCUUGGGCUUAUGCAAUCCCUGCUGCUAUACUUAAAGUUCCAGUUUCAUUGUUGGAAGCGUUCGUUUGGACAGUUCUUACUUACUACGUCAUUGGCUACAGCCCCGAGUUCGAAAGGUUCCUCCGCCAGUUCCUUCUACUCUUUCUGGUACACUUGGCAUCAACAUCUAUGUUUCGGUUUGUUGCAUCAGUCUUCCAAACUGUGGUUGCUUCAACAACAGCUGGUGCUCUCACUAUAUUAAUUGCUUUAGUAUUUGGUGGCUUCGUAAUUGCGAAACCCGCUAUGCCUGUUUGGCUGCAAUGGGGAUUUUGGAUUUCUCCAUUAACAUAUGGUGAGAUAGGUUUGACUGUCAAUGAGUUUCUUGCUCCUCGGUGGGAAAAGGUUGUCUCUGGUAACACAUCCAUCGGACAACAAACACUAGAAAGCCGUGGCUUAAAUUUUCAUGGCUACUUUUACUGGAUAUCAGUUGGUGCAUUGAUUGGACUGACAGUGCUUCUCAAUAUCGGUUUCACAAUGGCUUUAACCUUCUUAAAGCCCACAGGAAACUCCCAUGCAAUUAUUUCUCGUGAAAAGUACAAUCAGCUCCAAGGAAAAAUAAAUGACGGCAACUUUUUUGACAAGGACAAGACCCUCACUGCUGCUCCUGCUAAAUCUAGUACAGAACCCAAAAGCGGAAGGAUGGUGUUGCCUUUUGAGCCCCUUACUAUGACAUUUAGGGAUGUUCAGUAUUACGUUGACACACCUUUGGAAAUGCGAAAACAUGGUUAUCAACAGAAGAAGCUUCAGCUUCUUUCUGACAUUACUGGUGCAUUCAAACCUGGUAUCCUCACCGCAUUGAUGGGUGUUAGUGGAGCAGGGAAAACAACUCUUAUGGAUGUUCUUUCUGGAAGGAAAACUGGUGGUACUAUUGAGGGAGAGAUUAGAAUUGGCGGGUAUGCGAAGGUCCAGGAUUCAUUUGCUAGAAUAUCAGGUUACUGUGAGCAAACCGACAUUCAUUCCCCACAAAUUACUGUAGAAGAAUCUCUGGUAUACUCUGCUUGGUUGCGGCUCCCACCUGAGAUAGAUGAGGAAACUAAAUAUGAGUUUGUAAAUGAAGUCCUUGAAACUAUCGAGCUUGAUGGAAUUAAAGAUUCUUUAGUAGGCAUGCCAGGAAUUAGUGGUUUAUCAACUGAGCAGCGUAAACGGUUGACUAUAGCUGUGGAACUUGUUGCCAAUCCAUCUAUCAUAUUUAUGGAUGAACCAACUUCGGGUUUAGAUGCAAGAGCAGCUGCAAUUGUUAUGAGAGCGGCAAAGAAUAUAGUUGAAACCGGAAGAACAGUUGUUUGCACCAUCCAUCAGCCAAGUAUUGAUAUCUUUGAGGCAUUUGAUGAGUUGAUUCUAAUGAAAAUUGGAGGACGUAUAAUCUAUUCUGGACCAUUAGGCCAGCGGUCAAGCAAGGUGAUUGAGUAUUUUGAGAGUAUUCCGGGUGUGCCUAAGAUCAAGGACAGUUACAAUCCUGCAACAUGGAUGUUAGAAGUUACUUCUAAAUCUGCAGAAGCUGAACUUGGUGUAGCUUUUGAUCAAAUUUAUGAAAGGUCGACCUUGUAUCAGGAGAUCAAAGAGUCGGUUAAGCAAUUGAGUUCACCAACUCCUGGUUCCAAAGAAUUGCAUUUUUCCACUCGUUUUCCGCAGAAUGGCUGGGAGCAACUCAAAGCAUGCCUGUGGAAACAAAACUUGUCUUAUUGGAGAAGUCCUUCUUAUAAUCUUUUGCGCAUAAUUUUCAUGUCCUUUGGAGCUCUCCUAUUUGGCCUCCUGUUCUGGCAGCAAGGAAAGAAAAUCUACAACGAGCAGGACUUGUUCAAUGUAAUGGGCUCAAUGUACGCAGUCAUAGUAUUCUUUGGCAUAAACAAUUGCUCCACAGUCCUACCUUAUGUAGCAACAGAGAGGACUGUUUUUUACCGGGAAAGGUUUGCUGGAAUGUAUUCUUCAUGGGCCUAUUCACUUGCUCAGGUGCUAGUUGAGGUUCCAUACUUGUUCGCUCAAGCAAUCAUUUAUGUGAUCAUCGCAUAUCCUAUGAUUGGUUAUUCACCGUCUGCCUAUAAGAUAUUCUGGUCUUUUUACAGCAUGUUCUGCGCAUUGCUAUUUUUCAACUACCAAGGGAUGCUGCUUGUGUCAUUGACACCCAACAUUCAAGUGGCUGCCAUUUCAGCCUCAUUUUCAUACACGAUGCACAACUUUUUCUCAGGCUUCGUUGUACCAAAACCGCAUAUUCCAAAAUGGUGGCUUUGGCUGUAUUACCUUAGUCCCACCUCUUGGGCAUUAAAUGGCAUGUUCACCUCACAGUAUGGAGAUGUAGACAAAAAAAUAUCAGUAUUUGGCGAGACUAAAGUUGUUUCUGCUUUUAUCGAGGAAUACUUUGGGUAUCAUCACAGCUUUUUGAGUGUUGUGGGUGUUGUACUAAUCAUCUUUCCCAUUGUCACUGUUUGUCUUUUUGCUUAUUGUGUUGGAAGACUGAACUUCCAGAGAAGGUAG